Sporothrix schenckii 1099-18 is the source of this 330-nucleotide messenger RNA. RefSeq lists its product as uncharacterized. The transcript has a single exon. Bases 1 to 330 code for a protein of 109 amino acids. NCBI's taxonomy places the organism in Eukaryota, Fungi, Ascomycota, Sordariomycetes, Ophiostomatales, Ophiostomataceae. The record is from RefSeq and is a predicted model, not a curated record.
AUGCUUAUAUAUAAACGACAGCAGGACUUUGUGACGCCUGGCGGCAGCAGCAAAGGCCGGCCUACCAAAUCAAACGAACGGAGACUGCAACAUGGCAACGAAUAUCGCACAAAAUACGAAGCUUGGAAGAGCCCGAAACGUAUAAUAAUAUUCUCGUCUGCCGAAGUGGGCCUACCACGCGGCACCCCGAAAAGCACGCCCGAAGCGGUUAUGACGCGGCCGGAGAGGGUGGAGUUCGAUUAUGGUGCCCAGACACCGGGACAAGGCAGCAUCCGGUCGCUUGGCGGCGUUGGCCCAUCAACUGUGCUUGGCUGCAAAGCCAUUCUGUAG